Messenger RNA from Somion occarium, 2377 nucleotides. The record is from the annotation of a GenBank genome assembly. NCBI's taxonomy places the organism in Eukaryota, Fungi, Basidiomycota, Agaricomycetes, Polyporales, Cerrenaceae.
UUUUGUUUCUCUAUAUUAAUAGCGAGUACAUGGGAAACAAAGUCUAGCACAUCCCACAGAGAAGCGGUAUUGAAGGUCAGCCAGAAACACUUGCUUGAUUGGUGAAUGACUGGUAUAAAGCGCUACCAAGAUGGUCAAUUAGGCGCUCCGGGUAAGCAGUUUUUGAACGUCCUUUCACAAUGCCUAGAGUCGAUGUCGCAAGCUCCCUCAAUAAAGAUGGGUUCUCCGAGGCGCAAGCAAAACGAAAGGAUGAUGCCAUCGCAGAGGGUGGGAUGGUAGCGGACAAAUGCGGAUUGGACGAAGCGUACUUCAAUCAUGAACGUGAGGCAAAACUUGCAAGCAAGAUAACAAGAGCCACUACCUGUGGUAACGGCAUUGAACUCACGUUAUGAAGGUUGUGAUAGUGGGCGCUGGUCCUGCAGGGCUAGUGACUUGCAAGACGUUGCUCGAAGCCUCCAGUACAGAAUUACCAUUUGAUCCCAUUGUUUUGGAACAAGACGACGACGUUGGAGGUGCAUUUCGAACCCGUUGGUAUGAGGAUGCAAACCUGGUGUCUUCGAAGCAGCUCACCGCAUUCUCGGAUUUCCGCUUUUCCUCGUCGGACCUUGACCAUUUGCCGCUUGAGCAAUAUGUCGACUAUCUUCGAGCAUACUCGAAAAACUUUCGCAUCGAGGAACGAAUACAGUUCAACUCAAGAGUUGUUAACAUCAGGCGAGCUCCAGAAGGAGGUCAUUUUAUCUCCUACGUUAGAAAGCGCACAGAUGGAUCUGGCCAAUGGCAAGAUUCUCCCACAGUGAUUCAUGCAACCUAUGUUGCUAUUUGCACUGGCUUGCUCACCAUGCCAGCCGUUCCAGAUAUUCCAGGAAUUGAAAACAUUCUCAAUAAUACUACACCGGAGAGCGAGAAUGCUGGAAUCAAGCCAGCUAUUUUCCAUUCGGAGGACUACAAGUCGAGAUCGCAAUUAGCUGGACGGAAGCUUCUCAUCCUUGGAUCUGGCGAGACCGCCAUGGACCUGGCUUAUGGAGCGGCCCAAGUAGGCGCGAAGGAGGUCGUUCUGUGUUCACGUUCAGGGUUCUUGUCUUUUCCAAAAUACUUGAAUGACUUUGAGAUCCUUGGCUUCCAGUUCAAGUCGAAUAAUCCGAUUCCCACUGACUGUCUGAGUACCAACUUCACGGACACAGCAUAUGUCCACCCUUGGAUCGCAGCUUCGCGUAUUCGUUGGUUUAUCUCUGACUUCGUCCUCAAGUGGGCGUCGUGGUUCCUGACUGGAACUCAAGCCGGCGUUAAUCAAUGGGUUGGCGAAUUGGAGCCCAAACGACGUAGCCGAGCAUAUGCGUUCCCCAACAAGUCGCCCAAGGCUAUGCCAUAUAUCAAUCGACCGUAUCGCAACCCUCCCAAAACACUGGACUACUUCUCUCGAUACAUCGACCCUCCAGAAGACAUGCCUCCAAACACCAACUUUGGAGUUGAGCUAGCUCCGUUUCCCUCACAUGUUUUGCCAAGUGGCCGAGUGGUCUUCCCAGUGUCGAAACGCAAGGACGCUAUUCGGAUAGCAAGAAAGGACGUGAGACCGGACACCGUGAUCUAUGCCACGGGUUUCAAACAGGAGUUCAAUUUCUUUGAUCCUGAAAGUAAGUAUACUAGCCUUGGCGAGAGAGAUAUCAGGGAUAUCACGAAGACUGGCGACGAAAGUGUAGGCUUUAUUGGCUUCUUGAGGCCUGGAUAUGGUGCAAUUCCGCCUGUAGUGGAGAUGCAGGCGUUCUUUUGGAUAUCAUUGCUGAAGGGACAGGUCGAGAAACCACUUCCCCCACCACACUACCAUCUACUUCUGGAAAAGAGUGCAAGAAUCAAGAACGGAAUUGAUUAUUCAACCUAUGUUGGCACUCUAGCGAAGGACAUUGGCGCAGCUCCCGGUCUCUGGGAACUCUGGCGAGAGUAUGGGUCGCGUGUCCUUAUCUGCUAUUGCUUUGGUGCUGCUUUCACUCCGUUCUUCCGCCUAGUUGGCCCAUUCCGCUCGGAACAUGCGCCGGAAAUUAUCAAGACUGAGCUAUGGGAAACUAUCACACGUCGAGGUAUUCUUGGUAACUUGCUGAUGAGCAUCCCUGUGCUUUUAUACGGCACACUCAACGCAACUGCGUACCUGGCCGAGAGACUCGGACGGACUAUUGGUGCAUUAUAGUUUGCUGUACUUUCAAUCGGAAGCAAAAAUCAAAUAGUGCUGUGGUAGUGUCUCGUGCUUUACUUGUUUCAACAGUUCUCCUGAUGGACCAAGGCCUUGAUUCCAUCUAUCUGCCUUCAGUUCUGCUUCUAAAUUGUUAAAGGUAACGACGGGGGUUGGAACGUCGACCGUGCAUCGUACAGUAGUAUCAAAUAUCCU